Messenger RNA from Laetiporus sulphureus 93-53, 270 nucleotides. RefSeq lists its product as uncharacterized. The record is from RefSeq and is a predicted model, not a curated record. NCBI's taxonomy places the organism in Eukaryota, Fungi, Basidiomycota, Agaricomycetes, Polyporales, Laetiporaceae. The annotation marks the transcript as partial. The transcript has 2 exons.
AACACCUGCACCAUGGAGCACACAGCCAUCAUCAAAGUGAAUCUGCAGAAGGAGGACUAUCUCGCUUCCAGUGUGGGGGCCGUUCUCUGUGCACGCCAUGCUCUCGUUCGCAAGAAAGGAGUGGGCGACCUACAGAAAGGAGAAAAGUUUUGUAACAUGGACUACUUGGUUCUAUUGAUGCUCGCCUCGCUUAUGCUGAUCUGGUUCUUCCUGACGUACGACAUUGCCUGUCAAUACAGCAAAAACUUUCAAAAAUGGAACUCCGAUUAC